This is a messenger RNA of Salpingoeca rosetta, 696 nucleotides long. RefSeq lists its product as uncharacterized. The record is from RefSeq and is a predicted model, not a curated record. Lineage: Eukaryota; Choanoflagellata; Craspedida; Salpingoecidae. The transcript has a single exon. The coding region runs from base 1 to 696 and encodes 231 amino acids.
AUGAAGCGAGGGGAGAGCGCUGUGGCGUGGGUGUACGCCGUGCUGAGUGCAGGCUUCUUCGCGGCAUGCGGCUGGGCGCAGGUGAACGACCCGGACCCGGAACGCUGGGUCACCUUCUACGUCGUGUGCGGCAGCGUGACGGCGCUGGUGUGGGCAGCAACCGCCGCCGAAGCAACGGGGAGCACCGCCGCCGCCCUCGGCAGGCUCCUCUCGCUCGCAAGCCUAGUGCUGUCAAGCAUGGUCACGGCGGUGUUGGCCAACGACGUGCUGCUAGUACUGGAGAAGGACGAGGACGGCGCGGUUGCACGGCUGCCACCUCUGCUCACCGCAACUGGGCUCGCGCAGUGGUUCUGGCACGUGCUGGAGCUGGAGGAGGGCCGCGAGGUCAUUGGCGUGCUGCUCCUCGUCAUCCACAACCUCCUCCUCGUGUUCACCUCGCAGGCGGCUGCCGCCAGUGCUGGCGCCCCAGCACAGAGCCAGGCCAAGAAGAGCAAGGCCAAGCGACAAUUGAAGAAGAAGCCUGCGUGGUCGUGGGCACAGGUGCUCGGUAUCCUGGCCAUGCUGGCACUGCUCGGCGUCGCCGUGUACGCCUGGGUCGAGUACCAGCCGCUCAUGAACUCGCGCUACAACACGCCCCACUGCAACGGCGCCUUUGACCACCCUUUUGCCCACAACAAUGACGCCAAUCAACACUAA